Messenger RNA from Pteronotus mesoamericanus, 1054 nucleotides. RefSeq names its product chromosome unknown C19orf38 homolog (gene CUNH19orf38). The record is from RefSeq and is a predicted model, not a curated record. Bases 69 to 761 code for a protein of 230 amino acids. NCBI's taxonomy places the organism in Eukaryota, Metazoa, Chordata, Mammalia, Chiroptera, Mormoopidae. The transcript has 7 exons.
AGGAGUUGUGGCGAUCCGUGGGCCACGCUGGCCUCAGCCAGGUUGCCGGGCCAAACGCUGGAGAAACGAUGCCCUGGACUGUCCUGCUCUUUGCAGCUGGCUCCAUGGCGAUCCCAGCGCCAUCCAUCCUGCUGGUGCCCCCGCACCCCAGCAGUCAAGAAGACCCCAUCUACAUUGAAUGCGUGGCCCCCCUGGGCUUCCCAGGGGCCAAUUUUACACUGUACCGAGGGGAGAAGGUGGUCCAGCUCCUGCAGGCCCCUGCAGACCAGCUCAGUGUCACAUUCAACCUGAGUGGUGGCGCCUGGGAGGCUGCAGGGGGAACGACGUUUCAUUGCCAGUAUGGUGUGCUUGGCGAGCACAGGCAACCGCAGCUGUCCGAUCUCAGUGAGCCUGUGCAUGUUUCCCUCCCAGUGCCUGCCUGGAUCUUGGCUCUCUCCUUGAGCCUGGCUGGAGCCCUCCUCCUUGCUGGGCUGGUAGCUGUUGCUGUGGUGAUCAGGAAAGUUAAAGUAAAAAAAAUGCAGAAGAAAAGAGAGCAAGAAUCCUGCUGGGCCCAGAUUAACUUCACCACCACAGACAUGUCCUUUGAUAAUUCCCUGUUUGCCAUCUCAACGGAAAUGACUUCAGAAGGAGACGCAGUCACCCUGGAUGCUUACUCAGGCUCUGCUGCGACCCCUGAAAACUCUGGGCCCCGGAAGAAGUCCAUCUCCACACUAUCCUCACCUGAGCCCCCCGAAUUCAGCACCUUCCGGGCCUGCCAGUGAGGCUGAGGAUUGCGGCCCCUCUCUAUGUACUCUGCUCUCCUCUCUCACUUGAUCUGGCCAGGCUGUGUGGGGCCCGACGUCCCUCCAGACACUUUGGGGAGGGGGGCUAUGGCUACUGCUUUCUCAGGGAACUGAACAGGAUGUCUGGCCUUGGCACCUUCCUCACAGAGGAGCAGGAGCAGAAGAGUGGGAGCAGACAUUGGCCCGGAGGCUGGACAGAAAGCAGGAAACCUCUCUUUGGCUUCUCAGCUUCAAAGACCACCAGGGAUGUAGUUAGGACCUCUUCUGGUACC